AUUACAGCUCAAAUAUGACGUUAUCUUAUUUGUGGAAGUUUUAAGAUGAACUGUCUUUACGACAUACCUACUCUCGGUCAAAAUGGCUGGCAGGAUUUUGCAGGCUGGAGUUGAAAGCAUGAUAUCUAAGUUUUCAAGAUUGGCUGUACAGAGUUUACAAGCAGUGCCAGCCCAGGGUCAUCGCUGUAUUCACACCCAUAUAUCACCAUUACUUUUUCAUGCAUCACAACAGUUGUGGGCUGAACCAAUGAAAAAGAAGAGAAAGCUGGAUCCAGCUAUUGCCCAAGCACGUGAAAUGAAGCGAAGAAAGAAAAUUGAGAAACAAAUGAAACGACUGGAAAAGUAUGGCCGGAGACUAAAACCUAUUGAUGAAAUAGAGGGGGAACCCAAAUUGAAGAGAGAACUCACGUUACGUGCACGAGAACUCCCUCCCUUAACACAAGAAGAAACAGAAUCCCAUGCUUUGCUUCAGAAACAGUGGGCAAGGUACAAAUUCAGACAGUUUGUACAAGAGGUUCAUGCAAUCAGUUCUAUCCUUCAAGAACAGGAUAGAGCACUUGAAGAGCUGAGGUUUGAAUCUCCAGAACUUUACCAGAUGGCUAUUCAGGUUGAUGACAAAUUGAUACCUUUUUCAUUUAAAGGACCAACAAAAACACCACCUAUUAAAGGGUAUGAGGCACAAGAUGGAGAAUACAUUGAUACAACAAAGACAUUUGACUAGACAAAGAGUAGCAUAGAUGACUGUAAAAUAUGUGGAUUUAUAAAGCUGUUUUUCUUGCUUC
Molecule: messenger RNA, 782 nt
Organism: Pomacea canaliculata
Lineage: Eukaryota; Metazoa; Mollusca; Gastropoda; Architaenioglossa; Ampullariidae
Product: 39S ribosomal protein L40, mitochondrial-like
Exons: 5
Coding region: 83-721 (212 amino acids)
Cellular component (GO): mitochondrial ribosome; mitochondrial large ribosomal subunit
Source: RefSeq, a predicted model, not a curated record